Bathycoccus prasinos is the source of this 1974-nucleotide messenger RNA. RefSeq lists its product with no specific name. Lineage: Eukaryota; Viridiplantae; Chlorophyta; Mamiellophyceae; Mamiellales; Bathycoccaceae. Gene Ontology annotation, molecular function: starch binding. Bases 1 to 1974 code for a protein of 657 amino acids. The record is from RefSeq and is a predicted model, not a curated record. The transcript has a single exon. Gene Ontology annotation, biological process: starch metabolic process; regulation of starch metabolic process. Gene Ontology annotation, cellular component: starch grain; chloroplast stroma.
AUGGGUGGUGGUAACGGUGUCGUCCUCGUCGCUGUUAAAGUCGUUCAUUUUGUCCCCGCUUUGUGCACUCAAAAGAGGAUAAAAUGGAGUCAGCGGAAGAAGGCGCAAAAUCAUCAUCAUUAUCAUCAUCGUUUCUCGCCGUCGUCUUUAUCGUCGCCUUCCUCGGACAGAGGAGGAGGAGGAGGCGAGGAGGACGUGUUGCCACCGAAGAGGACGAGCGUGAUUUACGGCGUGGACUUUUUGCCCCAAACAACAAAGCCUUUGGCGGAACAACAAGAAGAACAACAAGAACAAGAACCACAUCGAGAUUCGGGAUUGAUGCCGACAUCAUCAAAACCACCGCCGUCGUCGUUCUCAUCAUCACCAUCAUCAUCCGCGACCCAAACGACGACGACGACGAUUCAGACGACGACUUCAGAACAGGAAGAAAAAUCGAGAAAGUCCGCCAACGUGAUUGAUUUGUUCGAACGCGCGGCGUCGCCGAUCGGGACCAUCGAACGCGCGAAAGCGGCGCUGAACGCCGCGCAAGCUCGGUCGGCGGUGACGUCGCCGAUUGAGAUUGGUCGGGCGAAAAAAAUUGUGGAGGAUGGGUUAUCUACGGUGAAGAAAAGUGCGGCGAAGACGUUGAAGGAGGUGAGCGAUGCGGCAGCAAAUGUGGCAUCUGGAGUGUCUGGAGGAGGAGGAGCGGCGGGAGGGACGCUGAGAAACGCGCAGAAGAAAGCGCACUCGAUUAACCAUUCCAUUGACAUCGACGACGAUGCGAACGGCGACGCGACUGGGAUGGAUUUCUGGUCUUGGACGCCUCCGGAGAGGAAAAAAUCCGAUACCGAUGGCGCGCCGGUGCCUAAAUUACAGAAGCAAAUGCAAACUAGAAUCGAACAGGCGGUGCAAGUCGCCGAACGCGGCGUGACGCAAACGCUGAAUUUAGAUUUUCAGUCUCAAGUUCAAGCGAAAGGCACGAAAGAGUUGCCGCUGGCAUUUGAAAGCCAAACGGCGACGCAAGCGGACGAGGUGGAAGCAGACCAAAGAGCGCCGACGGAAGCGGAAUUCGCGUCCGCGGUGAGAGAAUUAGGCGCAGAUGGCGAAACGCACGGCGAGCUUUCCGACGGCACGCGAUGGUGGCGAGAAGCUGGCACGAGCGAAUUAGAAAACGGGCGCGUUUGCGAAUGGACGUUAGUGAGAGGGCAGUCGGCGGACGGGUCCGUCGAAUGGGAAGAGAAGUGGUGGUCCACCGCGGACGCGUUUGAUUACAAAGAACUCGGCGCCGUAAAAUCCGGACGCGACGGUCACGGCAACGUCUGGCAAGAAUCGUGGUCUGAAAUCUCCUGUUCCGACGUCUCGCGAGGUUUCUUCACGGACGCGAGUAAAAAAAUCGAACGGUCCGCGAACAAAUGGGGCGCCAACGCGAGCGGCGCGGAAUGGCACGAAGACUGGCGAGAGGCGUACUGGGGCGACGGCGUCGUCGACCGAGAAUGUUUCAAGAAAUCGUGCGUCGGUAAAAACGAGAUCCCAGAGGACGGCCACGCGUCUCGAUGGAACCACAACUGGAAAGAAAAAUGGGACGGCCACGGCGGUUGCAUGAAAACGAACGAUUCUUGGGCAGAUCGAGACGUCGGCGAAGACGGCGGCAGCGGUCGCUCCUGGGGCGAGCGUUGGUCCGAACGAUGGGGUUCCUACGCCUCUCACGGCCGUCAAGGCGAACGCGAAGGCUCCACCUGGAACGACCGCGACGGUCACAAAGUCAGCAAAGACUGGGGAGAAGAACACUGGCCAGACGGACGAGUGCGCAAAUACGGCCACUCCAGCGACGGAAGCGACCACUGGGACGUUUGGGAAGACACCGACGGGUGGUGGGAAAGACACCCGUCCUUCGGAUGGGCCGAAGCCGUCAAUCACAGUCCGCAGCUCAUGGGGAUCAAACCCAGGAAAGGUUCGAAAAAGAAAACGAAAGGGAACGAAAAGAAAUCGAAGUAG